Molecule: messenger RNA, 652 nt
Organism: Impatiens glandulifera
Lineage: Eukaryota; Viridiplantae; Streptophyta; Magnoliopsida; Ericales; Balsaminaceae
Product: splicing factor 3B subunit 6-like protein
Exons: 1
Coding region: 79-453 (124 amino acids)
Biological process (GO): mRNA splicing, via spliceosome
Cellular component (GO): precatalytic spliceosome; catalytic step 2 spliceosome; U2 snRNP
Molecular function (GO): RNA binding
Source: RefSeq, a predicted model, not a curated record
UUCUUCAUCUCUGUUGAAUUAAGAAACUUCUCAAAAAAAUCUCAGAUCUCAGUCUGCGAAGAAGCUUGAACAACGUUAAUGGCGACAAUCAGUCUACGCAAGAGCAACGCUCGACUUCCGCCUGAGGUUAAUCGUGUACUCUACGUCAGAAAUCUUCCGUUCAACAUCACCAGUGAGGAGAUGUACGACAUCUUCGGUAAAUACGGCGCAAUACGACAGAUUCGAAUUGGUACAAAUAAGGAUACAAGAGGAACUGCCUUCGUUGUCUAUGAAGACAUCUACGACGCUAAGACCGCCGUCGAUCACCUGUCCGGUUUCAAUGUCGCCAAUCGCUAUCUUAUAGUCUUGUACUACCAGCAAGCCAAGAUGAGCAAGAAAUUCGAUCAGAAAAAGAAAGAGGAGGAGAUUAUCAAGCUUCAGGAGAAGUAUGGUGUAUCGACGAAAGAUAAGUGAAUUACUUUUUCUGCUAAUAUGAAUCUAGGUUGCAUCUGUAUUGUGUAAGUUGCAGUCAUGGUUAAGUUGUUAGAUUUCCCUUGUUUAAUCGUGAACAGAAUAUUUUUAUGAGAAUACAUUCACGAAACUUGUUAAAUAGAAUCAUGGCUGGUUUCACAGGUGCUGGAUUUGAUUUGUAUUUGUGUUUGUGUUUCUAUGG